Molecule: messenger RNA, 5185 nt
Organism: Trichogramma pretiosum
Lineage: Eukaryota; Metazoa; Arthropoda; Insecta; Hymenoptera; Trichogrammatidae
Gene: simj
Product: transcriptional repressor p66-beta
Exons: 9
Coding region: 566-2560 (664 amino acids)
Biological process (GO): negative regulation of transcription by RNA polymerase II
Cellular component (GO): NuRD complex
Source: RefSeq, a predicted model, not a curated record
GCAGCAGCAGUAACAGCGGCGCUGCAUUUACUUACGCGGACUCCUUUAUUUUUAUGUAUCGCAUUAUAUUUUCGUUCGCUCGUGGAGUCGUGCGCACGUAUAAGUAGUCGAACCAUCGCUUCCGCAGAGCACCGCUGUCGCCACCGCCACCGCGACGCUCAUUAAAAUAAAGGCACACACACACGCGCACGAAAUGUGCACUUAUCUUCACGCUUUAAGCUGUGCGUGUGUUCGUGUGUGCAAGUGACUUCGUAUCAUACGCUCGACGGUCUGCAGUCAUAUACCGCCGCAUUCGGCGUUCGGCAUGUAUCGCAUACGGUGUUCCGAUAUCAAUUGAUGGAUGUGGCACAGUAUACGACCAACACUUGGGUUGUUACGUGCCAAGUGCAUUCGUUUCGGUGACUAUUUUUCUCGUCGCUUCUGCUGAAUUCCUUACUUAUAUUUACUCAAAGUUAAGGACAAAAACCUCUCACGCAUAUAAAGUCAAUCAACUAUACAAACAUCAUUAAUUGGACUUCGUCGGUGGAAAUAAUAGCAACUGAUCAAAAUAUCAGAUUAUUACACCAUGGAAUACGAAACUGAUGUGGUUGAUUUAAGCGUGGGGAAUAGCAGGAGAGAGUCACCUAGUAUAUCUCUUAACUUAAUUCCUGCAUCAUCGAAUGCAACCAAUUCAGCAACUAAUGAGCCUAGGGCAGUUCCAUUAAAUUUAGGUGGUAAUUGCGUAAAUAAUAUAAAUACUGAAAGCAACAUGCCGAAAGCAUCAAGAAAUAUUCAGAACUCCUCGAGGGGGAUUCUGGCUAAUCAAUCUCGCAAUGAACGCCAAACUAGACGUAAUCUCAGACCUAGAACUGAGAGAAGUUAUGCAGAAAGUCCUGAUGAACACAGAAUGAAUGGCUAUCUUAAUGGAUCACUCACUAAUGACAAUGAAAAAGAUGAUGCUGUCGAAAUGCAUCCAAUUAAAGAACUCACUCCUGAAGAAUUAGAAGAAAAAGAAAAGCAAUUGAGAAAAUUGAGAGAAGAAGUAAGAACAGAAGAGAUGUUACUUGUGCUUUUAAAAAAAAUUAAACAAUCACAGCUUAAAGAAAAUAUUGCUGCUGUACCAAAAGUACCAACUAAAUUACCACCCCCGCCUGUGACAAUGUCACCAGUGCCACCACCUUCGCAGCAUGGACACAGAACUGGCAAGGGUCCACCACCACUGCUUAGAGGUCAGCCAGCUCCCUCAAGAGGUAGCACCAGUAUGCAUGGUCCUCCCCCCGGAAUGCUGUUAACUCCAACUGGUGGUAGAAACUCCAUGUCUAGUACUGGAAUGGUUUCAAAUAUGGUAAUACCUCAUCCCCCACACCCAAGAGGGAGAAACACUGUCAACACAUCAAGUUCUUAUCAUUCUGCGGACCGCACAGAGAGAUCAACCAAAGACCCAAUGCCAUCACCUGCCCAUCAGGUACACUUAAAACUUAUUGGAUCACAAGAUAACAAAUCUGCUGUGCCUCAUACACCUGUGAUGCCUGAUCAGGAAAGAACCAGGGAAGAUCCACAAACUCCUGUGCAACGUCAAGCUGCAGCCAAACAGGCUUUAAGAAAACAACUAGAAAAAACCCUGUUGCAGAUUCCUCCUCCCAAGCCUCCACCACCAGAAAUGCAUUUUAUACCUAGCCCAUCAAAUCCAGAAUUUGUGUACCUUCUUGGUUUAGAGCAUGUGGUAGAUUAUAUAACUAAAGUACCUCCAACACCUCCACCAUCAGAACCAUUUGAGUGCACACAGUGUAAAACAGACUUCACAACCCUCUGGAAAUGGGAGAAACCAGCUAGUAGCAAUAAAAAAGAUGGACAAACGGGUCAUGCAACUUUCCAAAAACCAUCAGCUGGUCCUAGAGAUCCUAGAGUUAUUUGUGAACAUUGUGUAACUACCAAUGUUAAGAAAGCUCUCAAAGCUGAACACACUAAUCGAUUGAAGACGGCGUUCGUCAAAGCUUUAAAACAGGAAAAAGAAAUUGACGAAAGGUUAGCGCAGACGACAAGCGCUAGUCCAGAUCCACCUGUACACAUAUCUGUUUUACCUAAAUCUGUACCUAAAGUACCAACCCCUACAAGACGUUCCACUCCACCAGUUCCACCGCAGCAAAUGCCACAGAUUUCAGCAACUCCUCCUGCAUCUAAAGCUUUGCAAGAUCAGCAGGCACUCGCUAAAUUAGUUGAAUCUUCUAAAUAUGGACACCAAGGAUUUGCAAAUGUUGCAGCAGCUGCUGCGCAACAAUUACAACAACAGCUUUUACGAGAAUUGUCGAAGUCUUCCCCAGUAGGUGGAUUAAAUCAACAUCAAUCAAUAGGGCCUCAUAUGAUGACCUUUAAUCCUCUACUGUACCCGUACCAACUUGCUCACCAAAUGGCUCAGGCCAGCGCACAAAAUAACGCCGGUAAAAAUUUAGCUGCAGAGCUUCAUCGACAUACUGCUGAUAUUCAACGACAAUAUUUGUUGGAUAUGAUACCCUCUCAAGCAGCCCAAAAUCAAUCCAAUCAAACUCCUUCACGAGCUCAUCCGCACAACUGGAAAACGUAACCAGAAGUAGUGAAUCGUCACUUAAACUUGGACACGCUUCGAUUAACGUAAGGCUCUGAACUAGUUUUUCAACAUUCAGAUAGUAUAAAAAAGGCUGAAAAAAGAGAGACCGAGAGACUUGUAUUUUAAUUCAGUCGCUGCUGUCUUAGCCACACGUACACAUUUGCACCUGUGUCUCUGAAAAUGUGCUUAUUAAUACUGAUAACAUUUUCUUUUCUUAUAACUGAAGAUACAAAUAUUUUUGACAAUGACGUCAAAAAAAUUGACUGUGUUAAGUGUAUUUUUAAUAUUAGGUUGAAAUUAUACGAAAGCGAGUAUAAAAACAUGCUUUGAACACUGAUUAUUUAUUAAAAACAGUGGUGUGAAGUUGAGUGUGUAAAUUUAUCUAUCUUUUGAUUGAAAUUAUGUUUGUAAUUAAAACAUAAUUAUUCAAUAGUGUCAAUGAAAUGGAAAUAGAAUUGAAUUUUUAUUUGGGAAAAAAUAUUACACAAAAUAAUCCAUCAGGAGUAUUUUAUGAGUUAAGAUUGGAUUAACAUUCAUAAUGACAAUCGACUGGUUUAAUAUUAAAUUAGUAUUAAUUUCUUAAAAAUUAGUAGAAGGUUGUAAAGGUUAAUUAAGGUAAAAUACAAAUGUAUAAUAUAUACGUAGGUAUUUCGAUAGCUUUUGCAAGCAUGCAAUUUGUGAUUUUUCACGAAAAUGAUUUAAUUUAGAUGAUCAAAUUAAGAUUUUUUUCAGAAAUGUAAAUUUCGAAAUGUUAAAAUUUUUCUAUAACUAUAAUCAGGUGAUCAGGUGUAAUUAUUAAAUAUUUAUGCGAUAAUUUAUUAACACAGAUUAUUAUUUAAAAAUUAUGACGUAUUAGGAUUCUGAUCUAUUACUACGUAUUAUCAAUCAAAUGAUAAAUAUGUUUUCAAACAAAUAUGAUACAUUUUUGUAUCCAUACUUUAAGAACAUUUUUAAUCGGUUAUUUUUAACUGCUGUUUUAGCAAUGAUAAAUUAUAAUAUAUACUCUGGUCAAGCAAUUUGUAAACAAUAUUUAUUAUAGCAAAAAUGGACUUAAUUUUUUUUAAUUUUUUUUCUAAUAUAAUUUUUUUUUUCAAGUACUAUUACAAUGUUCUAUAACAAUUACAAUACUGGCUGUGUCUAACCGCAUUUCUUCACCUUUCACUCACACGCACAGAACCUACUUCACCAUCGGUUUUCAAGUCAAUUAUAUUGUACUGCAACAUUCGGAAGACAGCGUUUUUAAACAAAAACUUAUAAUUUAAACUCAUAAUAUAAAUAAAAACUCAUGGAAGUCUAUUUUACUCGUCUAUACUAAAUAUUUUUCUUUGUGUAUAAGUAUUGAAUGAUCACUUUUUCCAUACUAUUAAUUACGAAAAAGUGAAAGCAAGUAAACUGAAUUAUGCUGAUCGUUUAUAGAUAAAUGUACAUUGGUAUGACACAAAUUUAAAUUUAAUGUAUAACUAUAUUUUAGGUAAUAAGGUAUUUGAAUCUCUUUUAAAUAUGUAUUUCAUAAAAAGCAAAAACUCGAAAAUACAAACGUCGAGGUACAAAAAUUCGUAUGAUUAUAUCUCUGUAAGGGUUGAAUCAUCUGUUUAUCUAUUUAAAAUACUUGAAUCAAAUUAACGAAGUCAUAUGUAAUCGAAAUACCUUUAAAAAACAAAAACAUCACGCUCUGUACAUGCGUAAAGAGAAGGAAAAAUUAUUAAGUAUUUAAAAAAAACUCGUGCAAUUUAAUAAGCGCGCAUUCACAUUAACAAACGUAUGUAUUUAUCGUCACCUGAAACAAACUAGUCUACUUCAAAAAUUACUUCAAAUAAUGUCCAAAUAAUUUAUUGAAGAGCAGUAAAAAUUUGGAAUUUCUUUCGAGUUCAAAAAAAUCUUUUUUGACGUCAUAGAAAUUGAAGUACUCAAUUCCCAGCCAAAUUAUUUAAUGGACUAGUUUUUCUCUCGGGUGUUGAUAUAAUAAUAUGAUAUCGCGCUGUCUGUAUAAUAAUUAUAUAUAUAAAUAAUAUAUAUAUAAUAUUAUAAUGGCGAAACGAUGCGAUUAUGAAAGAGAAGGCAUUACGUGUAUAUUACAGUAUCCCGAUCGUAUUAUACGACUGAGCUCAUGUUGCUUUUCGAUAUUUGUUGAUUGUUUUAUAAACCAAUCUUGCUGCACCUCAAUGAACAUCUCUAUAGCUAAGAAGUUCUUUUUCCACAGCAGUCGAAAAGAUACACAUGUGGUUUCCAAAACAUGACGACAAGAGCUCGAGCAAAGAAUAAUUAGUUUCUCGAAAUGGACAAAUAAUUUUUCCGCUCCAACAAGAAAAUUAAACUUGACUGUUCUUGCCGCAUUCAAUCUAAUAGGAUAAAUUUACGAUCUAUCAUCGCCGAUUUUUACAUUAUCAUGAAAAAAAACUUGAUAAAGUUAACGAUAAAAAUAUGUAUAUCUAUUGUAUACGUAUAUACACUAUACAUAAUAUAAUUAUUAUAUACGUAUUCACUUUAUGCGAACGAUUUAUCCACACUUUUUCCUUUUAAUUGACAAAAAAGGAAAAUAAUUUGUACAUAAAUUAUUACAUACAACUAUUCUAUGAAUAUAAGUGUAGGUUUUCUUUAUUAUAUAUUAUCAUUAUUAUUAUU